Messenger RNA from Vicia villosa (hairy vetch), 1314 nucleotides. RefSeq names its product aspartic proteinase CDR1-like. Gene Ontology annotation, molecular function: aspartic-type endopeptidase activity. The transcript has a single exon. Bases 1 to 1314 code for a protein of 437 amino acids. Gene Ontology annotation, cellular component: extracellular region. NCBI's taxonomy places the organism in Eukaryota, Viridiplantae, Streptophyta, Magnoliopsida, Fabales, Fabaceae. Gene Ontology annotation, biological process: proteolysis. The record is from RefSeq and is a predicted model, not a curated record.
AUGUUACGUUUUUCACUUAUUAUCCUUAUUUUAUUGUUUCUUUCUUGUUUUAAUUCUAUUUCUCAUAGCAAUGGUUUCAGUGUUGAACUGAUUCACCGAUAUUCUUCAAAAUCACCAUUCUUCAACCCCACAGAAACUAAACUCCAAAGAAUAUCCAAUGCUGUGCACAAUUCCAUCAAUCGUGCCUAUCACUUCGACAAAGCAUUUUCACUCACCGCAAACAGGCCUAUCUCAAAUGUAACCUCAAUUUUUGGCGAGUAUUUCAUGAGUUAUUCAGUUGGUACCCCGCCAAUUAAGAUAUAUGGCUUAAUGGAUACAGGUAGUAGUUUAGUUUGGCAACAAUGCAAGCCUUGCGAUGAUUGUUCCAAUCAAAUUUCUCCUAUAUUUGAUCCUUCAAAAUCUUCAAGCUAUAAAAACAUUAGUUGCUCUUCUAUGACAUGUAAAUCCAUGAAAGAUGCAAUUACUUCUUGUUCUCAUGAUCAAGAUGUUUGUCAAUAUUAUAUUGCAUAUGGUGCGUACAUGUCAAAAGGAGAUAUUAUUACGGAGACUUUAACAUUUGAUUCUACCUCCGGAUCUAGUACUGUCUCCUUUCCUAAAAUGUUAAUAGGAUGUGCACACACGAGUGUACUACCAUAUAAUGAUACAAUCAGUGGUCUAGUUGGCUUAGGAAAUGGACCGUCUUCAUUUAUAAGACAAUUAGGCCCUUUAAUUGAUGAAAAAUUUUCGUAUUGUUUGACUUCUUUUCUUAAUGAGCCCUGGCAGUUUAACACAUCUAGCAAACUUAACUUUGGAGAUGAUGCGGUUGUUUCCGGUGAAAAAGUUGUUUCAACUCCCUUAGUUAAACUUGAAGGUCUCGCGAAUGACUCUUACAUUGUAACAUUGGAAGCAUUUAGUGUGGGAAACAAAAGAAUAGAGUAUGAAGGGUCCAAUUCUACAAAGAACAUCAUACUUGACACAGGUACAACAUAUACUUUGUUGCCAAAACAUUUUCACACAAAUUUGGAAUCAGCUGUUGCAGAAAUGAUUAAACAAGAGCGUGUUGACGAUCCUAAUAAGUUAUUUACCCUUUGCUACAAUACCACAUUGAACCAACUAAAUUUUCCUGAAAUAAUAGUGCAUUUUAGUGGUGCAAAUAUUAAGUUAAAUUCUCAUAACACUUUUGCUCCAAUAGAUAAUGGGAUUAUGUGUUUUCCUUUUCUUCCGUUUGAAGAUCUUGUAAUAUUUGGGAACUUUGCACAACACAACUUGUUAGUUGGGUAUGACCUCAAAAAGGGUAUUGUCUCUUUUAAACCUACUGAUUGUUCAAAACAGUAA